AUGUGCGACAAUUUUGUCCGACUCGAACACAAUAGAGAAAUGAUUUCCUAUGACCCUUGGGACCAGAGCUUUGAGAGUCCUAUUGUCGAUGCAAGUAUUAGAGCUAUUGGCAAGAGAAGACUCAAAACUAGAGUUGUUGGUAUAUAUUGUGACUUAUUUCGCAAACUUCGGGGAUGGGCGAGCAAACGAACACCCAUCGAGAAAGCCAUCUCGUUUACAACCAGAAUGACUGCGAGAGAUGGUACAAAAAGCCGUGAUAGUUAG
Messenger RNA from Botrytis deweyae, 264 nucleotides. RefSeq lists its product as uncharacterized. The coding region runs from base 1 to 264 and encodes 87 amino acids. The record is from RefSeq and is a predicted model, not a curated record. The transcript has a single exon. Lineage: Eukaryota; Fungi; Ascomycota; Leotiomycetes; Helotiales; Sclerotiniaceae.